CCUAGCGCUUCCUUUUCCAGCAGCGCCUGCGAUCAUGGCGGACGUGGUUGCGGAGCAGGUUGCGGACCAGAAACCAGUCCCGGAGCGGGAGCUGAACGGGGAGGCGGAGGACAGAGAAGAGGCCGACCCCGUCGGGGAGGCAGCGAAAAAGAAGAAGAAAAAGAAGAAGAAGAACAAGUCAGCAACGACAGAGGCUGAUGGAGUGGCUGAGGUGACCAAACAGCUGGAGAAGCAGGCGAUAGAAGACAAAGAGAAAGAGGAGGAUGGCGAGGAAGAUGGAGAUGAUGGAGAAAAUGCGACAGGGAAAAAGAAGAAGAAGAAAAAGAAGAAGAAAGGACCCAAAUCUCAGACUGAUCCUCCAUCUGUGCCCAUCUGUGAGUUAUACCCAAGUGGAGUAUUCCCCAUCGGACAGGAGUGUGAAUACCCCAUCGUACAGGAUGGUCGCAGUGCAGCGUGGCGUACGACCAGCGAGGAGAAGCGAGUUCUGGAUAAAGCCAACGAGGAGAUGUGGAACGACUUCAGACAGGCAGCCGAGGCCCACAGACAGGUCCGCCAGCACGUCCGCGGCUUCAUGAAACCCGGCAUGACCAUGAUUGAAAUCUGUGAGCGGUUGGAGGACUGUUCUCGUAAGCUGAUAAAGGAGGACCGGCUGAACGCCGGCCUGGCCUUCCCCACCGGCUGCUCCCUCAACCAUUGUGCUGCCCACUACACUCCCAACGCCGGAGACACCACUGUCCUGCAGUACGACGACGUCUGCAAGAUCGACUUCGGCACGCACAUUAACGGGCGAAUCAUUGACUGUGCCUUCACUGUCACAUUUAAUCCAAAGUAUGACAAGCUGCUGGAGGCUGUGAGAGACGCCACCAAUACUGGAAUCAAAAACGCUGGCAUCGAUGUGCGUCUGUGUGACGUUGGAGAGGCCAUUCAAGAAGUGAUGGAGUCCUAUGAGGUCGAGCUUGAUGGCAAAACAUACCAAGUGAAGCCAAUCCGCAACCUGAACGGCCAUUCAAUCGGUCAGUACAGAAUACAUGCUGGCAAGACUGUGCCCAUCGUUAAAGGAGGAGAAGCAACGAGAAUGGAGGAGGGAGAAGUUUACGCCAUCGAGACAUUUGGCAGCACAGGUAAAGGUAUGGUCCACGACGACAUGGAGUGCUCUCACUAUAUGAAAAACUUUGACGUCGGCCAUGUCCCCAUCAGGUUGCCCAGAGCAAAGCACCUGCUGAACGUUAUCAACGAGAACUUUGGCACGUUGGCGUUCUGCCGGCGCUGGCUGGACCGUCUGGGUGAGAGCAAAUACCUGAUGGCCCUGAAGAACCUGUGCGACCUGGGCAUCGUGGACCCCUACCCCCCCCUCUGCGACACCAAGGGCUGCUACACCGCUCAGUUCGAGCACACCAUCCUGCUCAGGCCCACCUGCAAGGAGGUGGUGAGCCGGGGAGACGACUACUGAUCGCCUAACUCCACCCUCCUCGUCACCACCACUACCACACAGCACCUCCAGACCCCGUUAGCAACUCCUUCAGAGGAACCACAGAAAAGAGCUUUAAAAAGGACUUUGAGGGAUGCCAAAUGCUACUGUAUUCUACCCACAAUGCACCACUCACAGCUUGCAAGGAAGAAGGAUUGGCUUUCUGAGUUUUUUGUCAUCACCCACAGCUAAAGAAAUUAAAAACGAGCCAACCCAUUUCUGUCGGAGGAAACAUAGUUUCUUGCAAUGUCCUGCGGACCUCACUUUGCAAAAUAUUCAAAACUGUCAAACCUUUAUUUCAGCUGCUGCUGCUGAAUCUAGUGCACCCCCCCAGUAUUCAAGGAAACGGCGACUGUGGGAAUACCCCUUUUCAUUUUUAAAGUUUUCUAUUGCUCCACUCUGAGCCUUCAGUUCUUUAGUGCUUGAGUUAAAUUAAGCACAAAUGUUACUGCUGGGUUUAAGAAGUGGUUAGGCCAAUGCAUGGCCAGGGAUCUCUGCAAAACCUACAACAUAGAUGUUCAUCCAGACACAUCUGCAUCUGCAUCUUAUGUUUGGCUUCUGUCGCACCGGGUGCGGACUCUGCACUCUGGCCCCCUAGUCAUUGUUUCUUUGAUAUUUUCAAAAAUAUCUUUGAAAUGGUUGCUGCCACUUUAUGUUCCCUAAUCAAAAUUUCAUUUUGAGCUCCCUAAAAAUGUUUUUGUAAGAAAGGAAAAAAAGUUGAUUAAAAUGAUUUAGUUCAUUG
This is a messenger RNA of Perca fluviatilis (European perch), 2210 nucleotides long. It is a transcript of the gene metap2a, whose product is annotated as methionyl aminopeptidase 2a. The record is from RefSeq and is a predicted model, not a curated record. Lineage: Eukaryota; Metazoa; Chordata; Actinopteri; Perciformes; Percidae. The transcript has 11 exons. Gene Ontology annotation, molecular function: metalloaminopeptidase activity. The coding region runs from base 35 to 1450 and encodes 471 amino acids. Gene Ontology annotation, biological process: proteolysis.